This is a messenger RNA of Knipowitschia caucasica, 1419 nucleotides long. The record is from the annotation of a GenBank genome assembly. Lineage: Eukaryota; Metazoa; Chordata; Actinopteri; Gobiiformes; Gobiidae.
AUGACUGGCUUAAGCUGUGUGCGAGGCCAGGAGAGUGCUGGUUUCGUCACAAGUAAUGGAGCCAGCACACCCACAUACACAGUCCACAAGGGGAUGGGAUUGGUGAGCACUGCUUUCCCUCCUGAAGCCGCCCUAAAACUGCGCCAUGGAAACUUGGGAAUCUGCCACACACGGUACUCGACGACCGGGAACUCGGAGCUGCAGAACUGUCAGCCAUUUGUGGUGGACACGCUACACGGCAAGAUAGCUGUGGCUCACAACGGAGAGCUGGUGAACGCACAGGCGCUCCGCAAGAAGGUGAUGCGUCACGGUGUGGGCCUUUCCACCAGUUCAGACAGUGAGCUGAUCACACAGCUGCUGGCCCUCACUCCGCCCAUGGAGGGGCUGGACAACCCUGACUGGGUUGCCAGAAUCAAAAAUUUGAUGACAGAGACUCCUACGUCGUAUUCGCUGUUGAUGAUGUUCAAAGACGUCAUCUACGCCGUGAGGGACCCGUAUGGGAAUCGGCCUCUCUGUAUUGGGCGGGUGGUUCCCGUUUCCAAACUCCACAGUUCAGGGUCGGAGGAGGGAGAUACUGAGGGCUGGGUUGUGUCUUCAGAGUCUUGCAGCUUUCAGUCCAUUGGUGCCAGGUAUUACAGAGAAGUGUUGCCAGGGGAAAUUGUUCAAAUCUCAAAACACGGCAUCAAGUCUCUGAGUAUUGUCCCACGUCCAGAAGGAGACCUCCCUGCCUUCUGUAUAUUUGAAUAUGUUUACUUUGCCAGACCUGAUUCCAUAUUUGAGGGUCAAAUGGUGUACACUGUGAGGCAGCGCUGUGGUCGGCAGUUGGCCAUUGAAGCUCCCACAAAUGCAGAUGUGGUUAGCACCGUCCCUGAAUCUGCCACCCCUGCUGCCCUCGGAUACGCACAGCAGUUGGGAUUGCCGUACAUAGAGGUUCUGUGCAAGAACCGCUACGUUGGUAGAACAUUUAUCCAACCAAACACUCGACUGAGGCAGCUGGGAGUCGCCAAAAAGUUUGGAGCUUUGACUGACAACUUUGCUGGAAAACGGGUAGUGAUCAUUGAUGACUCCAUUGUGAGAGGCAACACCAUCUCACCAAUAAUAAAGCUGUUGAAGGAAGCUGGUGCAACAGAGGUCCACAUUAGAGUUGCCUCUCCACCAAUUAAGUUCCCUUGUUACAUGGGCAUUAAUAUCCCAACCAAAGAGGAGCUGAUUGCAAACAAACCAGAGUUUCAGGACAUAGCUGGAUACAUUGGUGCCGACAGUGUUCAGUAUUUGACUGUGGAAGGCCUGCUUCUGGCUGUGCAGGGAGGAAUUGGCUCCAAAGACAAAGAUGAAAUGAUCAGUAACAAGUCCAUCAGCAGAGUGGGCCACUGCACAGCCUGCCUCACUGGGAAAUAUCCAGUGGAGCUGGAGUGGUAG